UGUCACACAAGCGCUGCUCGCACGUUGUGCAGCCAAUCGCUUCCUUCAUGACGCCAGCGAGGCUGGACUCCACGGGGCUUCGACCUUUUUUUUUCAUGCUCAACACCCACGGAGGACGCACAUUUGGAGAAGAGACCAAGCAGCGGGAAGACCUCCAAGCCAUGGCCGGGAUGCGCGCACCUGCGAUCCGCUCUCUGGGCUGCUGAUUCCGGCCAAGCAGCACCUGUUUUGUCGGUCCUAUCACCAGGAAUAUAUUUCCUCAUGUUGUGGACUAUUGGACUUUUAACUUGCAGAAUGGAUGAAGACGUGCUCAUGCAUGCACCUGUUUAGGCAUGCAUAGGAAAAGGAGGACUUUUUCAACAUAAUUGAAGCUUCUCUGCAAAGCUUGUCAUUUGUGGGCCAAAAAAAAAAAAAAAAAUGAUCAUGUUUCGUAAAUUCCGCUUCUUGCUCCUCAUGGUGUUCGUGGUGGCGUGCACCGUGCACAUCAUGAUCGACUUGUUGCCCAAACUGGAGAAGAGGACGUCGGGGCCGGGCGGCGAGGAGAGCGGCUGCCAGUGUGCACGCCACGCCGGCAAGGAGGCGCCGGGCUGGGCCAAGCAGCGCCUCAGGUCGGGGUUUGCCAAAGACGCUCCGUGGCCCGACAAACACACGCUGAGAAUCCUGCAGGAUUUCAGCAGCGAGCCCAACUCCAACCACAGGUCGCCGGAGAAGGGCGCCGGCGCCGGGGAGAGGGCGGAGACGGCCCGGAGGUCGACCGGGAUAAGUGAGGGACACAAGCCGCUCAUCGGAGAGGCGAGCGGGGGUCGGACGGUGACAAGAGCCGCUGCGUCGCCACUCUCGGCUCUCUUUCAGCAUCCUUUGUACAAGAUUGGACUUCCCAGGCUUACGGAUGUGGACACUUUAUUUAACCUCAACACUGACAUCAGACUUUAUCCCAGAACACCUGGCAACCAAGGAUGGGCCAACGAGGGUGACACCGACCAGGAGGAGGAGAACGAGGAGGAGAACGCCCCGGUGGUCCAGGCCACCGCGGAGUCCUACCCCAACUGGUUGCGUUUCCACAUCGGGAUCAACCGCUACGAGUUGUACGCCAGACACAACCCGGUGCUGGAUGCCUUGCUCAAGGACCUGGUGACGCAGAAGAUCACCAGCGUGGCCAUGAAAUCAGGAGGCACCCAGCUCAAGUUGAUCAUGACCUUCCAGAACUACGCCCAAGCUCUGUUCAAACCCAUGAAGCAGACCCGAGAGCAGGAAACCCCUCCGGACUUCUUCUACUUCUCGGACUUUGAGAGGCACAACUCAGAGAUCGCCGCCUUUCACCUGGACAGGAUCCUUGACUUCCGGAGGGUCCCCCCAGUGGCCGGGCGGCUGGUCAACAUGACUCGAGAAAUCCGAGACGUGACACGUGACAAAAAGCUGUGGAGGACUUUUUUCAUCUCGCCAGCCAACAACGUCUGCUUCUACGGCGAGUGUUCCUACUACUGCUCCACCGAGCACGCCCUGUGCGGUAAACCCGACCAGAUCGAAGGCUCCCUCGCCGCCUUCCUGCCGGACCUCAACCUGGCCAAACGCAAGACGUGGCGCAACCCCUGGAGACGCUCUUACCACAAGCGCAAGAAGGCGGAGUGGGAGGUGGAUCCAGAUUAUUGUGACGAGGUGAAGCAGGCGCCCCCGUAUGACCGUGGGACUCGACUGCUGGACGUCAUGGACAUGACCAUCUUCGACUUCCUGAUGGGUAAUAUGGAUCGCCAUCAUUACGAGACCUUUGAGAAGUUUGGAAACGACACCUUUAUUAUUCACCUGGACAACGGAAGAGGGUUCGGGAAACACUCCCAUGAUGAGAUGUCCAUCCUGGUGCCUCUCAGUCAGUGCUGCAGGGUGAAGAAGUCCACUUAUCUCCGUCUCCAGCUGCUGUCUAAGGAAGAGUACCAGCUCAGCACUCUGAUGGAAGAGUCUCUCCUCCAGGACCACUUGUCCCCCGUCCUCAUCCAGCCUCACCUUCAGGCCAUGGACCGCCGACUGGGCCGGGUGUUGCAGGUCCUGGCUGACUGCUUGGCGAAAGAAGGCUACGCAAACGUGGUCGAGGAAGACAUGGACGGAAAAGCCACCAUCCACAGGGGCUCCGGUCACAGGUAGUGAGU
Nerophis ophidion (straightnose pipefish) is the source of this 2141-nucleotide messenger RNA. RefSeq names its product FAM20C golgi associated secretory pathway kinase a (gene fam20ca). Gene Ontology annotation, biological process: protein phosphorylation. NCBI's taxonomy places the organism in Eukaryota, Metazoa, Chordata, Actinopteri, Syngnathiformes, Syngnathidae. The record is from RefSeq and is a predicted model, not a curated record. Bases 418 to 2136 code for a protein of 572 amino acids. The transcript is spliced from 10 exons. Gene Ontology annotation, molecular function: protein serine/threonine kinase activity. Gene Ontology annotation, cellular component: Golgi apparatus.